UGAAGAAUAGAAGCGGCGGCGGGACUCCGCGCGCGUCCAGAACCGGAGAAGCCGCAGAACCCGCAGAACCCAGAGCAUCCUUCAGCGGUUCAGAGGCUCCCGCGCGGCUGCGCAGACAGAGGAGGGGGGGGAGCCGCGCUCCUGUGAGGGAAAGUAGGUCAGAGUUUGCUCCGGUUUCCAUGGUAACCGCUGAGCUGCAGGGAGCAAACAUUCAGCCUCCGUUUCAGCAGAACUGAUGGAGGCUCGGCGGAGCUGAAGGCCGCAGCCGAACAUCUGGAGGUCAGACCGUUCUGCUCAGAUUGUAGGAAAGCUCUGGUCCUGCUGGACCUCCUCUUGGUACUUUUUUUAAUUUCUACUUUUGAAUAUCAGAAUGCAGCCGCAGACUUCGGAUUGUGUUGUUGGAUCUUUCUAAGCUGAAGUCUCCAGCAGAUGUUCCUCACAGAGACACUUUGCUGCUCCUCUAAUCACAGCUGAGGACAGGACCGUUAACAAGAUGCUUCAAUAUUUGAUGCUUCUCAUCAAUAUUCCAUGAGCUGAGCUGGAGGAGGAGCCAGAGGAGGAGGAGCCAGGGGAGGAGCAGCGAAUCCUCACAUGCUGUUUUUCAUACAGUCAAUCAGAGAGCAGCUAAUAGAGAUUUUCCUGCGGAUUCGCCGUCUCCUCCCGGCACGAUGGCGGCUGCCCUGCUCGUCCCCCUGAUGGCGUCGUGGGCGUUCGCCGUGGUUGGUGUGUCUCUGGAAGCCGCCAGGCAGCUGUGUCCUCUGCAGUGCGUGUGUGAGACCAGGCCGUGGUUCACGCCGCAGUCCGUCUACCACCACGCCAAAACGGUUGAUUGCAACGAGCUACACCUGCACAGGGUGCCUGCCAACCUGUCCGCCGACACCCAGGUUCUGCUUCUGCAAAGCAAUAACAUCUCCUCCAUCACAACCGAACUGCAGAGUCUGACCAAUCUGACUGAACUGGACCUGUCCCAGAACCACUUCACACAGGUGAGCUCCAUGGGGCUUUUCUCUCUGGGCCACUUGGUGACUCUGUACCUGGAGGAGAACCAGAUUGAGGAGCUGGAGGACUUUGGUCUAAGGAAUCUGUCCAGUCUGGAGGAGCUCUACAUCAACCACAACCACAUCUCCUCGAUUGGACCCAAGGCCUUCUCCGGCCUCACAAACCUGCUGCGGCUCCAUCUGAACUCCAACCGGCUGGUGGCCAUCGACAGCCGCUGGUUUGAGGCCCUGCCGUCCCUAGAGAUCUUGAUGAUUGGGGAGAACCCCAUCCUCGGUCUAGAAGAGAAGAACUUCCUGCCUCUCUCCCACCUCCACAGUCUGGUCCUAGCUGGAAUGGGUCUGGUGUCGGUGCCCUCAGCUGCCUUUAAGGGCCUGGACUACCUUGAGAGCCUCUCCUUCUACGACAACCGCCUCAGGUCAGUUCCUCGGGACGCCCUGAGCAUGCUUACAAACCUCAAGUUCUUGGAUCUGAACAAGAACCCCAUCAGUCGAAUCCAACAGGGAGACUUCCAGAACCUUCAGCACCUGGAGGAGCUCAGUCUGAAUAACUUGGAGGAGCUGGUGAUGGUGGAGCAAGCGGCUUUCCAGAACCUUCCAGAAAUGGGCAAACUGGAGCUCUGCAACAACCCCAGGCUGUCCUACAUCGACCCCCAGGCCUUCAGCAACCUCUCCUCCCUGAGGACGCUCCUCCUCCACAACAACCAGCUGAGCCUCCUCUCUGGGGACCUCCUCUCAUCCCUCCCGUCCCUGGAGGAGGUGUCUCUUCACUCCAACCCCCUACGCUGUGACUGUUUGACCUCUUGGGGGCCUCACUUUGGGAACCAGUCCCACCUGAAGCUGCUGGAGUCCUCCAUCACUCUUUGCUCCACCCCGUCGCACCUGAUUGGCCAGGAGCUACAGGAGGUGGUGGCCUUUGGAUGGGGUGGAGGCGGAGCCAACACCUGCCUGCCUCACAUCUCCCCUCAAGCCUUCCCAGCAACCCUGAACAUCAGUGCGGGACAGCCAAUCACGCUGGAGUGCUGGGCAGACGCUGACCCCGCCCCUCAGUUCUACUGGAUCACACCAAACGGAGACAAGGUGAGUUCUGAGGGUGUGGCUGCACCAAUCAUUUCAGAGGGAGGGCGUGGCCUGCACAGCAUGAAGAAGAAGCACCGCCUGUCAGAGCCCGGAGCGCUGGUUAUCGAACACGCCGAGCCUUCCGAUGCCGGUGUGUACACCUGUGUGGCCUGGAACUUGGAAGGAGCCGACACGAAGAGCGUCUCCGUCUCAGUGGAUUCCAGAGGGUUUGGAGGGGGGAGGGGGUGGAGUGAUGAGCCCAGCAGAGAGCAUCCUCGGCUGGUCAACUCCUCCGGCGCCGGACACUCUCUCGUGGUUUUGACGAAGGUGGUUCAUGCCCAGUCCGUGGUGCUGGGAUGGAAGCUCUCCCCCCGUAAAGAUGCUUCAUUUGUGGGCCAACUCCACCAGGGCGCCGCCCUCUCCUGGUGGACCAGCGCCACUGUUCACAUCGACAACCCUCAGAUAAGCUACACUGCAGAGGUUCCAGCUGACGUUCAGGAGUACAACCUGACCCACCUCCUCCCAGCGACGGAGUACCACGUCUGUCUGACGGUGUCCUCCUCCCCCAUUACAAACCCAAGCUCCUCCCCCGCUCCCCUCUCACCCUCCUCACCGCCCCUCCCCCCUGGCCCCUCCUACACCUCCUGCCUGAACGUCACCACCAAAGAGGCGGGUUUCUCUGUGGAGCUGGUGGCGUCGCGGCGCAGCAGUGUGGCUCUGGCGGCGGUCAUGGGCUCCAUGUUCGCCUUGUCCAUCAUGGCGCUGCUGGUGGUGUACAUGGGACGGCGGGUGCAGCAGCACAAGACCUGCGGCCACUCGCUGAAGACGUACAUGCAGCACGCCACCUCCAUACCGCUGAACGAGCUGUACCCGCCGCUCAUCACGCUGUGGGAGAGCGAAGCCGAGAAGGAGAAAGAGGACAAGGAGGAGGAGGAGGCGCGGCAGAGGGGGAGGCGGGGCGAGGAGGACAUGGGGGCGGGUCAGAUCAACACCACCAAGACUUACAUGUGGUAGCUGGUUUAUAGGUGGACGGUUGGACCAAAGCUACCAGCAACGAUGGCAGGGCGGAAGAGUUAGGGUUGACCCCCCCGGACAUCCAAUGAGAGCCGAUCUAACGAGAUGGGGGGGCGGGGUUACACUUUUCUGAAUGUCUGACACCUGUGACAUGAAUGUCCCACAGACAGCAGCACCGACCUGCACUCUCCUGGAGUUUUCCCAGGGAACAUGAACGCAGCACAAGCAGCCACUAUAAAAACCUGAGGUUAAAGGUCACCGUUUCACCCCCCCCCCAAAAAAAAAGGUUAGUCGGCUCACUGUGAUCGGUAAUCUAGAACUUAAUCCUGACGAUCACGACAGGAUCACGAUGGAACUGCAGUUUCACCAGAGAAAACGUCUUCUGGUGUCCAGAAACCGGUCAGUCUGUGCGGCCCAGAAACAGUCGGUCAAAGUUCUGGUGUGACCGUUUCUACAGCCCAGAAACAGUCGGUCAAAAUUCUGGUGUGACCGUUUCUACAGCCCAGAAACAGUCGGUCAAAGUUCUGGUGAUCAAACUAAAGUCCAGAAACAGUCAAAGGUCAAAGUUGUAUGACUGAAGUUGAGAAACAGUCAGUCAAAGUUCUGGUGUGACCGUUUCUACAGCCCAGACAGUCGGUCCAUUCCUCUCCUGUGGGUGUUUCUAGUUUUCAUGUGAGGGUUUGUUUGUUUGUUCUCUGAAGUACAGAAAGCUCGAGGAACCCAAGAUUUAGAUCAAGUUACAUGCUCAACAAGACGGAGAUAGACGUAGAGACGCUCUGCUGAUGAAGGAACCCCAGAGAUCAGAAAACUUUAACAGUGAGAGAAGAAAAACAUGUUCAUGUUCUCACAGGUUUGAUGAUUCUGACCAAAAACACAAACAUCCGUUUCUGGACAGAACUGAGCGCUUCUCCAUCAGGUAACCAGUCCAGUUUGUCCUCUUCAUGAAAGUGCAGCCCCCCCGAUAUGUGACCUUUAACCUCAGAAACACCAUGAUGCAUGAAUGAAAGCACUUGUGACUUCACGCUGCUUCCUGUGUCUGUACACCUUUGCACUCACCUGUAGGACUGCUGACUUAGCACUUUUGUAGGAACCUGCAGACUGUUACGUCUCCGCACAAGUUCUCCAACGUGGAUUUACCCUCAGGAUGCUGGUCUGUGCUGGAUUUUGUAGUUUUCUUUCUCCUUUGUGGAGCAGAACAGAAGACCCGUUCUCCACUUGACCCUGAGGGCCCGGUUCUAAGCGUGUCGGAGUUUCCAUCAUAAACUGGAACAUCUGCAGAGUUCAUACAAUUCCAGACACCAGCAGACAAACGAGGUUCUCUGCUGGUCCAGGCGGAGGUUCGAGGGUCCCCCCCAGAACCCCGACUGCACAGAGGACUCGUCUUUCCGUCAGAGAAGGAUCACUCAGGAAAGAUGGCCGUCUGCAGAGGAGACCCUGAGGAACUCCACCUGCAGCAGCGCCCCCCUGCUGGCCUGGACAUGCAGGGGAAUCCUAGAGAUUUCUGUCGUUCCACAGUGUAAUCUGUCAGAAUAUAAUCUUUAUAAAUCCCCACAAUCCUU
Oryzias melastigma (Indian medaka) is the source of this 4627-nucleotide messenger RNA. RefSeq lists its product as uncharacterized. The coding region runs from base 669 to 3068 and encodes 799 amino acids. The record is from RefSeq and is a predicted model, not a curated record. NCBI's taxonomy places the organism in Eukaryota, Metazoa, Chordata, Actinopteri, Beloniformes, Adrianichthyidae. The transcript has 14 exons. Gene Ontology annotation, molecular function: protein binding.